This is a messenger RNA of Schizosaccharomyces cryophilus OY26, 1370 nucleotides long. Its product is annotated as methionine aminopeptidase Fma1. The record is from RefSeq and is a predicted model, not a curated record. Gene Ontology annotation, molecular function: metalloaminopeptidase activity. Gene Ontology annotation, biological process: proteolysis. The transcript has 4 exons. Bases 130 to 1269 code for a protein of 379 amino acids. Lineage: Eukaryota; Fungi; Ascomycota; Schizosaccharomycetes; Schizosaccharomycetales; Schizosaccharomycetaceae.
UUUAGAUUCUUGGUACCCAAAUAUCGUCUGAGUAAUUUUUCAUACUUGUCGGAAGCCAAACAUUGGGUCAUACCCUGAAUCACUAAAAAGCGAUAAUUCAUUCGUUUAUACUUCCAAAUUGUACCAAAAAUGACUAUUGAAACAACAAAAACCUUAUGCGCCGGUGUUGAUUGCCAUAAUUUUGCGAAUAAAUUGCAAUGUCCAAAAUGUUUAGCCAACAAUACUAGCUCAUUCUUUUGCGGACAGGAUUGUUUUAAAAACAGCUGGUCCAUCCAUAAGCAACUACAUCUUCCCCCGGGCACUGUUAAAAGAGAAGAUGGAACUUACGACCCUUUCCCUAAAUUUAAGUAUAGUGGUUCCAUGAGAGCUAGCUAUCCUCUUUCUCAAAUUCGUAAAGUUCCAUCGAAUAUUAAGAAGCCUGAUUAUGCCAAAUCAGGUUCCUCUCGUAGUGAACAAAUUGAAGGACGCAGUUUCAAAAUCAAGCGUCUCUCUCCUGAAGAACAAGAAGGAAUGCGAAAAGCAUGUCACCUUGGUCGUGAAGUACUCGACAUUGCUGCCGCUGCUGUUCGACCUGGUGUCACCACGGAUGAAAUUGAUCGUAUAGUUCACGAAGCUUGUAUUGAACGUGAAUGCUAUCCCAGUCCUUUAAAUUACUAUUCCUUUCCAAAGAGUGUUUGUACUUCCAUAAACGAAAUCAUAUGUCAUGGUAUUCCUGAUUUGAGGCCUUUAGAAGACGGAGAUAUCAUAAACUUGGAUAUCUCUGUAUACCACAACGGGUUUCAUGCAGAUUUGAAUGAAACUUAUUACGUCGGUGACAAGGCAAAGAGUAAUCCUGAGCUUGUUUGCCUUGUUGAAAACACUCGAAUUGCUUUGGAUAAAGCAAUUGAGGCAGUCAAACCAGGUGUCAUGUUCCAAGAGUUUGGCAACAUUAUUGAGAAACAUGCAAAGUCCGUUACUGAAACCAACCUCUCAGUCGUCAGAACAUAUUGUGGACAUGGAGUUAACCAACUUUUCCAUUGCGCCCCUACUAUUCCUCAUUAUGCUCGUAACAAGGCUCCAGGUAUCGCUCGCCCUGGUAUGACAUUCACCAUUGAGCCAAUGUUGACUUUAGGCCCUGCCAGAGACAUCACCUGGCCAGAUGACUGGACUUCAUCAACUGCCUCUGGUAAGUGCUCAGCCCAAUUUGAGCACACUCUUCUUGUUACUGAGACUGGUUGUGAAGUUUUGACCGCUCGUUUGCCCAACUCACCCGGCGGACCCUUAAAAUAGAGUAAUUAACAGAGAACUGUGUAAAAUGUACAAUUGUGGAUUACUUUAAUAACAAAAAAUAAAUAUCUUAUACAAAAACAUAGGAAAGUUUAUAUAAGGAG